This is a messenger RNA of Tremella mesenterica DSM 1558, 762 nucleotides long. RefSeq lists its product as uncharacterized. The record is from RefSeq and is a predicted model, not a curated record. Bases 1 to 762 code for a protein of 253 amino acids. The transcript has 2 exons. Lineage: Eukaryota; Fungi; Basidiomycota; Tremellomycetes; Tremellales; Tremellaceae.
AUGGUUUCCUUGCUCUUUCUGCUUGUUGUUCCUCAUCCGGUUGGAUCUCUCCCUCUCCAACUCGCUAACUUCUUACCUUUCUUCUCCACUCCAAUCCGUGAACUAUUACACAGCUGGUCUUCUGUCACUCAAGAAGGAUAUAAAAAACAGGAGGAUGGAGACCUUGGCUUCCAAGUUGGAACCCAUCAAAGCCCAACAGCAACUCACGUCUCAUCUCCUCAUUUCACCCCUUACACACCUUCUUCCACUUUCAUCCCCUGUCACGAAGUGACAAGACAGUUUGAUAGUGAUAGUGAUAGGAUGGGUCGGGUAUUUAACCAGCCACCGGCGGUAUGUAGUAACCGCCGGUUAAUAGGCCUUUUAGCGCAAUGGUUUAGACCACUGUCUCUGAAGGGCACUGUUAUAUCGUCCCAAUGCUGGUUAGUUGGUCUCGUGACAUCCCCUGAUCAUCCAGCACAACCCCUUAUCCUGACUCAAACUCACACGCCUACACAGAAACCUCGGUCCGAGUUCGAGUCCGACACCGCGCACCCUUUCUCCUACCCCCAACAAAGACCCAUGAGGCAAGCUGCCGGGGACAGAAUUAGGGAGGAAGCGUACCUGCAGGCACAAGUGGAGCAAGUUUGGGUGAAAGCAAACACUUCCGCGGAGGUGGAGGCGGAAGAAGAGGGAACAGUAGCGGUAGUAGAAAUUCCGAGACGGAAGAUCUUCGAAAAGUUUGAAUGGAGUUUGGUUCUGAAAGCCAGGAAGGUCAACGGAUGA